Talaromyces amestolkiae is the source of this 999-nucleotide messenger RNA. RefSeq lists its product as uncharacterized. The coding region runs from base 1 to 999 and encodes 332 amino acids. NCBI's taxonomy places the organism in Eukaryota, Fungi, Ascomycota, Eurotiomycetes, Eurotiales, Trichocomaceae. The transcript has 2 exons. The record is from RefSeq and is a predicted model, not a curated record. Gene Ontology annotation, molecular function: zinc ion binding.
AUGGCCCGUGGACAUGUGCAGUUGCAUGUGGACAAGUACUGCGAUUACAAGUUGAUGAAAUGUCCGGACUCGACCUGCGAGCAAAAGACGCGCAAGAAGAAUCUCAAGGCAGAAAAGUGUAUGCACAGUACGGUGAAAUGUGAAGCUUGCGAGGAGGAUGUCAUGGAGCAGGAUUUAGAGGAACACCAAGAUCAACAGUGUCCCAGCUUACGAACGACUUGUCCCGACUGUAGCGCAAUGGUGUUUCGUAGCGCGUUAGAGCAACAUAUCGAGACAUGUCCUGAAGCUAUUCAUCCAUGUCAGGCGUCAAAAUACGGAUGUCCUGCUAAGCUCAAGCGUUCGGAUUUGACAAUUCACGAACGAAGCUGUCCGUUGAUUACCAUGGGUCCAUAUCUAGAAGUACAAAACUCGCGCAUUGACUCGCUGGACAUGACGAUCCGACAAUUACGGCAGAGGAAUGAGAUUCUGGAGGAUGGAAUCGCCAACAUUCGCUCUACCUUAAUGGACAGUGCGCGAUUCAUGCCGGAAAGUCGAAAUCAACGUCACUUCUCCGGUGACGAAGUGUCUCAGGACCAGUCUCAGUCUGGAUACAGAGAAACUGAAGAUACUGACCGCUCAUCACAAUUAUCAUCCUCAACCGCAAUGACAUAUCUACUGUCUCUACAUGAAUCUCUACGCGAGGAAGUAUCUCAGCUUUCGCACGCAAUGACGGACCUUGACGCAAGAGCCAGUAUGGCAAUUCUUAACGAAAGCAUGCGCGUCAACGAAGACUUGGCUCAUACAAGCGCUGCAAUUAAUACCAUUCGGAUGCAAAUGCAUUGGCUAUUGAAUCCUCGACUGCAGCAAGGUCAUCGACUCGGAGCUACCGGAGCAGCAGGAGAUUCAAGCCCUGGUCCGAGUCGACCAGCACCUGGACCUGGCCCUGGACCUGGCCCUGGAUAUAGUGGUUUGACGCCACGGCGACUGAGUGAUGGUGGCCGCGAGGGGACGAAACUGUAG